Messenger RNA from Ictalurus furcatus (blue catfish), 7049 nucleotides. Its product is annotated as metal transporter CNNM4. The coding region runs from base 301 to 2991 and encodes 896 amino acids. Lineage: Eukaryota; Metazoa; Chordata; Actinopteri; Siluriformes; Ictaluridae. Gene Ontology annotation, biological process: magnesium ion transport; magnesium ion homeostasis. Gene Ontology annotation, molecular function: magnesium ion transmembrane transporter activity; sodium ion transmembrane transporter activity. The transcript has 9 exons. The record is from RefSeq and is a predicted model, not a curated record. Gene Ontology annotation, cellular component: plasma membrane.
CAUACUGAUUAGUACGUACUGUUUCAAUCGAAUGCAGUAUGUACUGUCACCGUAUGUGAUUCCGGACACAGCCUAUGUAUUUAUAUGUCUAUGGUUCCAUACUGCAGAAUCGAGGCGGAAGUAGUAGGUCAUCCGGUUAUUUCUUGCUUACUGUUUUGUGAGUACUGGGAAUCCGGAUAUACUACUCAUUUGGCGUACUGCUUUUCGCCUACUGUACAGUAGGGUAGUAGGGAUAUUCGGACGCAGCCAAUGUCGAAGGUAGUUACGUCAUCGCGCCGCUCGCCGUAGAGCGAAACAAACAUGGCGACAGAGUGGACCGGACAUGGCUGCUUGCUAACUUUAGUCGUAGUCCUUUGGAGCUCUGUGGGCGGUCAGACGGAGAUAACGAGCGUUGGCUGGAGCCAGAUACUGGGAAUGAGACUGGAGAGGAGCAACAAACCAGCCACAAUCACCGAGGACGGUGUCAUUCAGGUAACAGAAGAGAGCAGCGUCCAGCUCAGGUUUUACGGGCUGCAGCUCAGUUCGGACUCCGCGUCCCAAAUCCGGUUCAUGGAGAUCGGCGAAGAAGAGGAUGACAAAGACUUGGUAAACAGUGUCGAUUUUACCAAAGACAUUAGCGUCGGAACUUAUAUGAACGUUAGCAGUCGAGGGACAUCAGGUGUGGUGAAUGUACACGUUAAGCCGCUUCGCAAAACUGAGCGCGAGCGGGAAUACGUCGUGUGCAUCAGGAGUCCGGAAGAUAAGUGGCACCUGCUGACGGAGAACGACGGUAGGAUACGAGUUGUGGAGGAGAAAACUUCUCUGCUCCCUCUGUGGCUUCAGAUCAUCCUGGUAUCAUGCCUGCUUGUCCUGUCCGGCAUGUUCAGUGGACUCAAUCUGGGGCUCAUGGCAUUAGAUCCGAUGGAGCUUCGCAUAGUGCAGAGUUGUGGUACUGAUAAAGAAAAGAGGUAUGCCCGCAAAAUCGAGCCCAUUCGUAGGAAAGGGAAUUACUUGCUUUGCUCCUUAUUGCUUGGUAAUGUCCUUGUAAAUACCACGCUUACUAUCUUGCUGGAUGAUCUUAUUGGAUCAGGCUUUGGCGCAGUAGUGGCAUCCACUGUGGGCAUCGUGAUCUUUGGGGAGAUCGUGCCACAGGCGCUUUGUUCUCGCCAUGGUUUGGCGGUCGGUGCCAACACCAUCCUGCUGACCAAAUUUUUCAUGCUCCUCACCUUCCCACUGUCGUUUCCCAUCAGCAAGCUACUGGACUGGGUUCUGGGCCAGGAAAUUGGCACAGUGUACAACCGGGAGAAACUAGUGGAGAUGCUCAAGGUGACGGAACCAUACAAUGACUUGGUCAAGGAGGAGCUCAACAUGAUUCAGGGUGCAUUAGAGCUGAGGACCAAAACAGUGGAGGAUGUCAUGACGCCACUGAACAACUGCUUCAUGAUCAAAUCUGAUGCUGUGCUAGACUUCAACACCAUGUCCGAGAUCAUGGAGAGCGGCUACACACGCAUCCCCGUCUACGAAGAUGAACGCUCCAACAUCGUUGACAUCUUGUAUGUAAAGGACUUGGCCUUUGUUGAUCCAGAUGACUGCACAACACUUAAAACGGUCACCAAGUUUUACAACCACCCAGUCCACUUUGUCUUCCACGACACCAAGCUGGAUGCCAUGUUAGAGGAGUUCAAAAAAGGCAAAUCUCACCUGGCCAUAGUGCAGAGGGUGAAUAAUGAGGGAGAAGGAGACCCCUUCUAUGAGGUGCUUGGUUUGGUAACGCUGGAAGACGUUAUUGAAGAGAUCAUCAAGUCAGAGAUCCUGGAUGAGUCUGAUCUCUACACUGACAACCGAAACAAAAAGAAAGUGGACCCAAAUAAAAACAAGAGGGAUUUUUCAGCCUUCAAAUACGAAAGUGAAUCUAAAGUGAAGAUCUCUCCCCAGCUGCUCUUAGCUGCUCAUCGGUUCAUGGCUACUGAGGUGAGCCUCUUUAGUCCACUACAGAUAUCAGACAAGAUUUUGCUGCGAAUCCUGAAGCAUCCCGACGUCAUCCAGGAUCUACGGUUCAAUGAAAAUGAAAAGCGCUCACAGCAUCACUACUUAUAUCAGCGUGGCAAGCCUGUCGACUAUUUCAUUCUCAUCUUGCAGACCGAUGCAUCAGACAGAGGGCUGGGGGCAGUUUUGUCCCAGGUGGUGGAGGGGGAGGAUCGCCCCAUGCUGUACAUCAGCCGGAAGCUUUCGGGCCGGGUGGAAGUGGAGGCAGGCAAUGAGAACAUGAAGUUUGAGACUGGUCCCUUUUCUUAUUAUGGAGUCAUGGCAUUAACUACAUCAUCCUUGGCUGUCACCCCCCCUCUGUCCCCCUCCGUGGUGCUGCCUCGGCCACGGCGCCUUUCUCUUAAGAGGCUUUCUCUGUUCUCUCGCUUCCCAGAAUUUCGUUCUCCUUCACACAUUAGCGGGCUGAAUCGCUCAGCUUCCCUGUGCUACACAGAGAGAGUGGACUCUCUGUCCACCAGUGGCAGCACCUCGCAGCUCAACAGCACCGCCACAUCCCAGUACAUCCCCGACUUCAAUGUGCGUGCCCUCUCAGACCUGCAGUUUGUUAAGGUCAACCGUGCUCAGUACCAAAAUGGCCUUUUGGCCUCCAAACUGGACAGCACGCCACAGUCCCCGCAGAGCAAUCACAUUCGAUUGGACAGCAUGCUUGCACCACCCCUGACUCCACCCACGUCUUCAACGACCUGCAGCACAGCACCGUUAGCACUCAGAGAGGGAACAACCGAGACCACAAUGCUGCUAAAUGACAAGAACAGCCCGAAUAGUCACUGGGCUGCCCAACCACAGUCCUACUCUAACUCCAACUCAAACCUCAACACCAGUACUAACACUAACUCCAGCCCUCACCCUCCAUCCAAAAACCACCCUCAGUCACAGAGUUACCAUAACAACCCAAACACUCACACACCUCACCUGCACAUCCACACCAUCUCUCAUAGCCACGCACACACAGAGAGCACAAUCUGACAAAGCUCAUGGGGAGCCCUGGUUGGCGUGAAGCUCUAGAGAGGACCACACUGAUCCACAAACAUGCACAUACACACAUACAACUCUGUACGUGUACAUGGCCAUUUACAAACGAUAUGCAAUCUAACACAGAAGCACUUACGCAGAUUAACUUUCAGACGGGCCUUGUAUCUCCUCCCUGCAUGCCACCUUUUUUCUCCUAUGCCCAGUUUUAUGGCAUUUCAGUGGAAUAUAGAAUGGAGAUGUCUACAGCAAAAGUGCAAGAGAUUUCAGCUUGUGCAUAUGUUGUGAAAGAGAUCCUACAGGUGUAGUUUGAGAUUAAGAAACUCCAAGUUCAUUAAUAGGUCAGAAGGACCAUUGAUAGAACUCUAUUUUUUAUGCUAGAAGUCUACACAUUGCAUGAUGAACACAUAUGCACAUCUCCGUCUUUGAUAUUUUGGAUAAGUGUUUCUGUAGCAUGCAAUGACCAAAAAUGUCAUCGAACCACUUGGGCAUUUUUGAAUGAUAUAAGAGUGUAACAUUACAUAAGAAAUGAUUGCAAGAUGUGCACUUUUUAUUACCUUUAAGAAUCCAUACCAAACUUGUUGUAUGUCAGCGUUUUAUUUCUGUUUUUAGUUUUUGGGUAGUAACAGCAUCAGCUGUUACCAAGGCUGUCAGUGGAACCUGUGGUGAACCCUGUUCGGCAUAAGCAUGAAUUUACACUGCUUUACUUGGUUUAUCGUCAGUUUUUCAUGGAUUUAUCAGGUUUACAGUACACACAGUGCUUUCUCAAGGUUGAUAAUAUCUCACUUGUCAUGCUACAGUUUGGACUGUAUAUGUCAGCCAUAGUUAUGCAAAUCAUUUAAAAUAUUAUAUAUUUGAUACAGUAUUUGAUAUUUAUUUAAUUGCUUUCAACCAUGAAAGCUAUGUAACAGACCCAACCACAGCCUAUUGCAGGUAAGAAUAGAAUAUAUGGUAUCAGUAAAUUAUUAAAUAUUUAUUUGUGCCUAAAUUAAUGUGUAUAUAGGAUUCCCCUUUUGAACUGGAAUUAAUGUUUUAUGUUCAGAUUGUGUCAGUUUGUCAGGGCGCAUCUGUAUAUUGUUCAUUUAAGAGGCUAAACCUGGCCAAAACUUUCCAGUAUUAAAGCACAGAUUUUACCAUAAUGUGAAUUAAUAUUAGAUUUCCCUUGUGGAAGUCAUUGUCAUUUGAAAACUCCCUGUGCUCUCUCAAAUAUUGGAGAUGGGAGUAAAAAUUAGUAAUGCAUUCCAGACUAUGAAAACAGCUAUAGCUUUACUGGUGCUGAGACAGAAUCCACUGUGACUCAAAUCAAACUGUAAAUUCAGUGGUUUUUUCUUCCCUCACCUGCCAGACUAAAAACUAGCUGAACUACUGGAAAUGUUUAGCUAGACCUGCCUAUAUAAUCUUAUGCGAAUCAGAUUAUAUCCAUGUAGCAUGUUCAUUAGGACCAGUGAUGCAUUUGAGUGAGCAGGUUAUAAAUCAUAGUGUGAACUCUGCUCCAGCUUUAUUGCUUCCUAAUACUACAGUUCUAGCAAAGCGGAAAUGCUGUGUUCCACAGCAUUAGUGUGUUCAGUUGUUAUGACAAUGGGAGAAUAUUUGAAUCCUCAUGUGAAGUACUCAUUACUUUAAGAGAGCCUAGUAACACAGAUUGAGGCAUCCCUAACAGUUUUGUCAUUCAUGUUCCAGUCACUCAGUUCAUACACUCUUGUUACUUCAAGUUGAAAUGUCAAUCAGUUGAAUCAAGAGCAAUGUUUUCUGUUAAAUAGUAUGUUUUUCUGUUGAAUAGUUUGUUUUUUUUUAAUAUGACUCAAGUUAUUUGUGUUUCUAUGCCUUUAUGACAUGUCUAAAAAGCAAUAGAUAGAUUAAUGCAAGGGUUCAUUUUAAUUAAAUUGCACAAACAAAAAGUGGUUUAUACUUUACCUCAGUUGAUAUUGCAUGUGUAGAAUAAUUUGCUGCUCUUUUUAAUUUAAACCAAAAAGUGAAGUUAAAGGCAAAGUGGCAAAUGGGUUUUCAUGAGCAUAUUGAUCAUGACCAUACAUUGUUGUUUAACAUGCCGAAAGGUACAAGGACACAUUUAAAUUCAUAGGGAAAGACAUUGGCCAAAGCUAUUUGCACUUUGAUCUGCCUGUAUCUCGUUUGUUAGAGUAACAUUUUGCCCUUGUUAGGCCCUGAGUUGUGGAAUGAGACACCCCUGCAGCUCAGAAGUAAUUAAAUUCCUUUGGUCUAGAGGUCCAGCAGGUAAUCUGCUUUUAAUAUUCAUUGGCGCUUUUUGUCAAUGACCCUGGUGGGGGGCAUUUCACUUUCAAGUGAGUUGUAGCUACCUUUUUCAUUGAAGCGUCCUCACUUUGUCCAUUUGUCAACAUUGAAGGUUAAAGAUUAUAAUUGUAUGUAUGCAGGUGGGCUGCGGGCUUAUUUUCCACUGUGCAUGGUUUACUCAUCAGUGUUUUUGGCCAUGCAUCUUGUCUGUUGAUGCAUGAAACAGUGAAGCUUGUAAACCAGUAAAGCUCCUCUGACUGCUUAGGUAUCACAUCAUUAUUUGUAGAAGCAUGAUUGUCUUCCAUUUGCUAGCUAUGUAUUUUUCAUAGCAUUAUGUUUUCUUCUUCUUCAACAGAACAUGUAUGGUAUUGUGACCACCCCUUUUUUUUGCAGAGCGAUGCAUUUUAAGUAACUAUACAAAACACUGAGUUUGAUCAUUAAUGUCUGUCUGUGUUUAUUUCAAGGGAAGAGGGUAAUGAGAAAGUGUACUGUACUUCCACUAAUGUUUGAUUGUUCUAUUUAAAGCAGUGUAUACGUAGCAUUCCAUACGGACUGCUGUAGAAGUGAACAUGACAAUAAAUCUGAGACCUCUAUUUCUCUAUAAAAAUGUUCCAUCUCCUUUAUUUCUUAAGCAUUUUAAAUUUCUUGUUUUUUUCCUGUACAAUAUUAAUGUAGCAUUUUUACUAUAGUUGGGCAGUCCUUUGAGAAUUGUCGAAGGAAAUAUGUUCGAUGUGUGUUAUCUUCCUACCGCUGACCUAUUAGUAGAUAAUAUGCACAUUGGCUUGUUGUGUAAUAUUAUAUGUGAGGGUUAUCAUUAAAAAUGCCAUUUCUAAUUAUUAUAGCCUAUUGAAGUGCAUUGUCCACCUUGUUACCUUACUAAAAUAACAGGAUUGAUGGUAACAGGGCUGACACACCUCCUCAUUUGGUGAAGGACCUGGAAGAAGCAUAGUAUCAAUGUCGUUAAGGUUGCAUGCAUUUUUCAAAUACAACUACAAUAUGUAUGAAAUAGGGUAUGAAAUACUUUCUAUAUGUUUCAAAAUAUAGUGAACAGGGUUGAUAUUAUAUGAUUGGUGCUAGUGGUUACACAUAAGACAAAACAGGGCUGGAAAACUUACUCAUUACAGUUGAAUUCCUUGUGAGGAAAAUUGUUAUUCCCCAAACUUAAUUGAAGAAUACAUUAUAUAUUAUGGAAUUUUAAAAUAAAUACAAAUGUGGGGAGAUACCUAUUUUUUUUAAUCAUUUAGCUAUUAAAUAAUAAGCAAAUAUGAUUAAAUACAUUAUGAAAGAAUUAGGACAAGUAUGGUUACAGAAUAACUAUUGAACUUUGAAUGCUAUUGUUAUCCGAAUUCUAUUACUUUUUUUUUCUGCCAAGAUUUGUGCGCUAUCUAGUCCCGCAGUUUUCAGGAUUUCGAAACAAGACCAGUGCCAGAGCUGGUUUAGAAAGGGGUGCUUGUAUACAACUUUUUGAUUGUUCAUGCGGUUCCAGCGUAACAGCCGUUCAAAAUGCUUUUUUCCCAUAGGAAUGAAAGGGAAAAUCACUGGAAAAUCAUGCAGACCAAACUACAUGCACAAACAUGAAACUUUGCCAUCAUGUAGUACUCCCUCCUUCUACUCAGGCAAGAGAGAUCAGACUGAUCAGCCUAAUGGUGGCUCUAUAGCACAGCACAGAUUUUACACUGUAUGCUAUAUCAAGAACUGCAAGGACCUUUUUUCCCGCUGAUUCCUUGGCUAAAUCUGAACCAAUCUGUAAUUAGUUAUACCCACUUAGAUUUUUUGCUAAUUUGCAUAAUAUACAAAACAUACUU